This is a messenger RNA of Daucus carota subsp. sativus, 1365 nucleotides long. RefSeq lists its product as uncharacterized. Gene Ontology annotation, molecular function: nucleic acid binding; RNA-DNA hybrid ribonuclease activity. The record is from RefSeq and is a predicted model, not a curated record. The coding region runs from base 1 to 1365 and encodes 454 amino acids. Lineage: Eukaryota; Viridiplantae; Streptophyta; Magnoliopsida; Apiales; Apiaceae. The transcript has a single exon.
AUGUUCGACAUACUAAGGGAUUACAGGAUGAAGUUGAAUCCCCAAAAGUGCGUAUUCGGGGUUGAAUCUGGCAAGUUCCUGGGCUUCAUUGUCAAUCACAGGGGAAUCGAAGCUAACCCUGCAAAGAUCAAGGCCUUAAUUGAAAUGAGGUCACCUAGGAAUGUAAAAGAGGUGCAAUGCCUUACAGGCCGAAUUCCCGCCCUAAACCGGUUCAUCUCGAAGUCCUCAGAUAAAUGUAGAGAAUUCUUUGCAGCCAUAAAAAAGGGGCAAAAAUUUGAAUGGACGACAGAAUGCGAGGCUGCCUUCCUGAAGCUGAAGGAGCAACUUGGAAGCCCGCCACUGUUGGCAAAACCAACGAAGGGUGAAGCUUUAAUCCUUUACCUAGGGGUUUCUGAGUUCUCAAUUAGCGCUGUCCUGAUCAAGGAGGAAGAGCAAACCCAGCAGCCGGUGUAUUAUGUGAGCAAAAGGUUACUUGAUGCUGAAACCCGUUACUCAAACAUGGAGAAGUUGGCCUAUGCACUAAUUUUGGUUUCCCGUAAACUAAGGCCCUACUUCCAGGCUCACAAGAUUGAAGUGCGAACAUCCUUCCCUCUCAGACAAGUUUUACACAGGCCGGAAGCCUCUGGCAGAAUUAUGAAAUGGGCGGUUGAGCUAGGCCAAUUCGAUAUAGAGUACAAGCCAAGGACCUCCAUUAAGGGGCAAGCACUAGCCGACUUCAUCCUAGAGUUUUCACCCACUUUCGAAGUUGAAGGGAUGGAAUGUGUACCAGAACCUCAGUCUCCAAUAGCCAUACCCGAGAAUUGUUCCCCUUGGUGGAACUUGUACGUCGAUGGGGCUGUCAAUGGAAAUGGGGUCGGGGCUGGCAUCGUGCUAGUCAGUCCGGAAGGCCAUAAGCUGCAAAACUCCAUUCACUUCGACUUUAAAGCCACCAACAAUGACGCGGAGUAUGAAGCCCUAAUAGCGGGGCUGAAGCUAGCCUUGGAGAUGAGAGUAGAAAAUAUGAAUGUUUACAGUGAUUCUAUGUUGGUAGUCUGGCACAUCCGAGGAGGAUUCCAAGCUAGGGGUCCCCGUACUGAUCUCUACAUGCGAUAUGCCCAGGAACUGAUUGGGAAAUUCAGGGAAAUCAAGCUAGAGCAAAUACCAAGAUCUGAAAAUGCAGAUGCAGACGCCCUGGCCAAGUUAGGCUCUCAGAAGGAUGCACACAUGCUUGGGGUGAUCCCCCUCGAAAUCCAGUAUCAGCCUAGCAUCCCCAAGAUUGAAGUCCUGGAUGUUGAGGUCGAUGAGUCUAACCUUUGGACAACCCCAAUCCAGGAAUACAUAGCCAACGGAACCCUGCCGCAGACAAAGACGAGGCCAAAAAAUUAA